Messenger RNA from Caenorhabditis angaria, 1043 nucleotides. NCBI's taxonomy places the organism in Eukaryota, Metazoa, Nematoda, Chromadorea, Rhabditida, Rhabditidae. The record is from the annotation of a GenBank genome assembly.
AUGAGAAAUUUGAUUAUUGUUGCGGUUUUAUUGAAUGGUGGUGAGUUUUUGUAUUAAAAAAUCAGCUAGAUUUCUCAAUUUUUGAAAUGAAAUUUGAAAAAAAUUAAAAUUAAAAAAAAAUUUGAAAAAAAAGUAAAAUUAAAAAAAAUUUGAAUAAAAAUUAAAAUUUAAAAAUAGUGAUGGCCUAGGAAACCAAUGAAAAUCUCUUCCAUGUCGAAUUUUAUGUUCAAUAAUUCUGAAGCCUUCAAAGCCAAGAGGCCUGAAUCUCUGAGCUAAAGGUAUAAGCCUAGAGGCCUAGAUCCAUUCAGAAACCCUUUUUUGGAAGCCUGGCCCAACUUCAAUUUCUAGAAUCUCUGAAAUUUACAAAAAAAUGUCCAGAAACAAAAGCCACGUGGUAAAUUUCAAAAACAGGCAUUUUUCAUAGCAAAAAUCCACGUGGCAUGAAUUUUUUGAUCCCUACUUUUCUAGAUUUUUUUCCGUUGCUGGAAUUUCAGAUGAAAAUUUUCAACCCCUGUAUUUUCAUCUUGAAGUUCCACGUGGUAUUUUUUUUCCACGUCUUCAAAACCUCCCCAUUUUCAGCCUACACUCUCUCCAACCCUGACAGCGAAGAAUCAGAAUCCGAAUCUUCCCCUUCCUCCUCACUCACCCCAACUUCCAGUAACUCGCUAAUGAAAAUGGUGGACAGCGAGUGGAUCGAUAAAUUCGUGCCGCGCAGCUACAAAAAAACCAAAGCAGACGAAGAAGAUGUCAGCAAGGACAACAACUUCGGAUUCAGUGAUCAGGGAAUGAAGGAUUUGGAUGAGGUUGGUGGAUUGGUUGGCGGUGGAGAUUCGGAUCUGCUCGCCAUUCUUCGACCCUAUUAUUCGAUGGUUGAGAUGACGGCGAAUGGGAAUAAACAGGGAAUGGGACAGUAUUUGCAUGUUUUGCCAGAUUCAGAAGAGGGCGAUACACCGAUUUAUAGUGUUGGUGGAAGUAUGUAUGGUGGAGUGGAACCGGCUGGUGCUAAACUUGGUUAUAUGAACAGACCCUUUGGAAAGAAAUAG